CCCGUCUUCACUUACCCAUCCAUCUAAUACCAUCUUAUCCUUCUGCCUCUUCCACUGUAAACCACCACCACACCAUACUAGCUAUAUCAUCGCCAUGCUCACUCCCACUCCCACCCUCCCCCGCCUCACCGCGCGGACUCUCCCCGCAUCCCGGCAAUGGCCAUGCCGUCACUUCAGCGCCGCUCGCCCCGUCCGCAAGGAGAUCCAGGACGCCUACAUCCUGAGUGCAGCACGCACCCCAACAGCCAAAUUCAACGGCUCCUUCAGCACCCUCCCGGCCCCGACCCUCGGCGCCAGCGCCAUCAAAUCCGCAAUUUCCAAAUCCAACCUGCCCCCCUCGCACAUCUCCUCCGUCUACAUGGGCCACGUCCUGCAAGGCAACGUCGGCCAAUCGCCCGCGCGGCAAGCGACCCUCCUCUCCUCGCUCCCCGCGACCGUCGAAUCCACCACAAUCAACAAAGUGUGCGCGUCGGGACUCAAAGCCGUAGCCAUCGCCGCGCAGAACAUCCAGCUCGGGCUCGCGUCCGCCCAGGUCGCAGGCGGGAUGGAGAACAUGUCGCGGGUACCGUACUACCUUCCGCGGUCGAGCCAACUUCCCCCCUUCGGGGAGAUCAAGCUCGAAGACGGACUCAUCAAGGACGGUCUCUGGGACGUAUACAACCAAUUCCACAUGGGGAUCUGUGCCGAAAAGACGGCAGCGAAGUACGAGAUCUCGCGGGCCGAGCAGGACGAAUACGCGAUCCAGUCGUACGAGCGGGCGCAGAAGGCGUGGGCGGCCGGCGCGUUCGACGAGGAGAUUGUCCCUGUGACGGUGCAGGGGAAGAAGGGGGAGACGGUGGUGGAGAGGGACGAGGGGUUUGAGAAUCUGCGUGCGGAUAAGUUGCGGGGGCUGAAGCCUGCGUUUUUGCGCGACGGGACCGGCACGGUCACCGCGGGGAAUGCGUCGACGAUGAAUGACGGUGCGUCGGCCCUGGUGUUGGCGAGUCGGGAGUUGGCGAGGGAGUUUGGCGCGGGAAAUCGUGCGUUGGCCCGCAUUGUGAGUUCCGCUGAUGCCGCGGUUGAUCCGGUCGAUUUCCCCGUCGCGCCGGCGAAGGCGGUUCCCAUUGCGUUGGAGCGGGCCGGGAUUACCAUGGAUCAGGUCGCUGUUUGGGAAUUUAAUGAGGCGUUUGCCGCCGUGAUUAAGGCGAAUGAGAAGAUCCUUGGCCUGCAGGGCAAGAGGGUUAAUCCCCUUGGAGGCGCCAUCUCCCUUGGCCAUGCGCUGGGGAGCUCCGGGUCCCGCAUCUUGGUGACUCUGCUGCAUCAGCUGCAGCCGGGCGAGUAUGGCGUCGCGGCUAUCUGUAAUGGCGGGGGGGCGGCUACGGCUAUGGUUGUGCAGAAGCUGGAUCGGGUGGAUUAGAUGCAGCGUUGUGGCUGUAUUGGCUGGGAUGUGAGAUGAAUGAUGCAUAUUCAUGGUAGCUCAUCUACUACUGUAUUAGGAAUGGUGUCCAAGAUGAUGAUCUGGUAGUCGGGUGGUUGGCGGAUGAGUGAUAGUAAGUUAUGUCUCUGGCAUACCUAUCUGCGAGGGUAGUAGGGAUAAUGUCGAGUAAAUCUAUCAUUCAUGGUAAUUUUUCACUGUCUCAACACUGCAUGUAGCUACCG
Aspergillus heteromorphus CBS 117.55 is the source of this 1638-nucleotide messenger RNA. Its product is annotated as thiolase family protein. Gene Ontology annotation, molecular function: acetyl-CoA C-acetyltransferase activity. The transcript has 3 exons. Lineage: Eukaryota; Fungi; Ascomycota; Eurotiomycetes; Eurotiales; Aspergillaceae. Gene Ontology annotation, biological process: fatty acid beta-oxidation. The coding region runs from base 95 to 1396 and encodes 433 amino acids. The record is from RefSeq and is a predicted model, not a curated record.